AUGAAUUCUAAAAGACCAAAUCCAUUAAGUUCAAAAACACCAAAUCCAUCAAAUGAAGUCAAUAAUGAGCUAUACAGCGCCAUGACACAUGCCCAAAGGGCAGUUGCGUAUUACAACCGACUUGCACACAGUCAUGGGGUUCGUUGUCAGGUGCCCUAUAACUCUGCACAAUUGAAUUGGUGGCUCCCACCACCACCGCCGCAGCCAGUAUCACAAGCAACAGCUAUUGAUCAUCAGCAGCCCCCGCUGCCACCGAGGACUGAUAAUAACCAGCAGCCACAGCUAUCAGCUACACCCCCGCUGCCACCGAGGACUGAUAAUAAUCAACCGCCGCAGCCACCACCAGCAACAGCUAAUGAUAAUCAGCAGCCCCCGCUGCCACCGAGGACUGAUAAUAAUCAGCAGCCAUCAGCUACAGUUGACAAUAAUCAACCGCCGCUGCCACCACCAGCAGCAGCUAAUAAUCAUCAGCAGCCCCCGCUGCCACCGAGGACUGAUAAUAACCAGCAGCCACAGCCAUCAGCUACAGUUGACAAUAAUCAACCGCCGCAGCCACCACCAGCAGCAAUUAAUGGUUAUCAGCAGCCCCCGCUGCCACCGAGGACUGAUUAUAACCAGCAGCCACGGCCAUCAGCAACAGUUAACAAUAAUCAACCACCGCGGCCACCACCAGCAUCUAAUGAUCAGCAGCUUCCACUGCUACCGAGGGCUGAUAAUAAUCAGCAGCUACAGCUUUCAAGAACAGUUGACAAUAGUCAACCACCGCAGCUACCAGCAGCAACUAAUGAUUAUCAGCAGCCCCCGCUGCCACCGGAAGCUGUUAAUCAAUCCCAAAUUCCAAUGUCAGCUUAUCAUAGUCAACAGUCGAUGUGGGCACCGGAAUUUUAUCCACCAUCUCAACCAGGGGGUUACUCAUAG
Molecule: messenger RNA, 918 nt
Organism: Cotesia glomerata
Lineage: Eukaryota; Metazoa; Arthropoda; Insecta; Hymenoptera; Braconidae
Product: spore coat assembly protein ExsA-like
Exons: 3
Coding region: 1-918 (305 amino acids)
Source: RefSeq, a predicted model, not a curated record